UGACGUUGCUCCUCAUAGACAGACGUUCUCUGAAUCGCGCCGGACAUCCCUCAUUCAUCGGAGUCCUCCUACAUUCCAAGACAAUCCAAUGAAGUUAGACACAAGGGGCUAAUCAGAGACCUUCUCGUCAUCCGCCCCAAACUUCAUUUACAUUCCUUACGUCUGGAUUACGGCCGACUGCUGCUAUCAUAACCCCUCCUCACCAUCACCUCUCAACGUGGAUUCGUCAACAUUAUCAACAGGGUCUGGAGCUCAAUUCCACGACGCCUUAGAUACGAUGGAGCAGGAUCCUUUUACCGCAACGCCGCCCGCAGCCCCGCGCGUUCCCCAUGAUGCCCUCGAGGAUACCCUUGGCGGCAUUGAAGGGACCACGCAUUUAGCGGGUGACUUGGGUAUUCAUGAGCCAUAUCAUCGCCAGUCGCAGUCUCUUGACCAAGGUCUAGCCAACGUCAACGGCAAUGCUAACAGCGCGCAACCCGACGAAGUCGACCCGAACGUUCAAUAUGAUGCUCCACAGUACGAUACCACCCCUCCUCAACAACCCAUAGGAAGACCUACAUCGUCCAUGUCCCCUACCGGCGAACGUCACUACAGUGAACAUGUUUCGCGAGAAAGUAAUGGUAACGGAAAUGGAAACGGUGCGGAUCGCAAUACGCGUAACCACGUUGUGAUCAAGGUUGGCAUGGUAGGAGAUGCGCAGAUUGGCAAGACAUCCCUGAUGGUCAAAUAUGUCGAGGGUAGCUGGGAUGAGGAUUAUAUCCAGACACUAGGCGUCAACUUCAUGGAGAAGACCAUCAGCAUACGCAACACCGAAAUCACGUUCAGCAUUUGGGAUUUAGGUGGCCAACGUGAAUUCGUGAACAUGCUACCCUUGGUGUGUAACGACGCGGUCGCCAUCUUAUUCAUGUUCGACUUGACGCGUAAGAGCACGCUCAACAGUAUCAAGGAAUGGUAUCGGCAGGGACGUGGUUUCAACAAGACAGCUAUUCCCAUCUUAGUUGGCACGAAGUAUGACCAUUUUGUCAACUUCCCUCGAGAGGACCAGGAGGAGAUUUCGAACCAGGCAAAACGAUUUGCUAAAGCUAUGCGCGCUGCUCUCAUCUUCAGUAGUACCAGUCAUAGUAUUAACGUCCAGAAGAUAUUCAAAAUUGUUCUAUCGAAGGCAUUCGAUCUCAAGUGCACAAUACCCGAAAUCGAAAACGUCGGCGAGCCUCUUCUGCUCUACCAGUCAGUUUAGAUUCGGGCUCAGCCCAAUCUUUGGGGGUUUGACAUGAACUGGCUAUUAUGCAUCAUGCUUGAACACGCGAUACGACUGC
Molecule: messenger RNA, 1316 nt
Organism: Annulohypoxylon maeteangense
Lineage: Eukaryota; Fungi; Ascomycota; Sordariomycetes; Xylariales; Hypoxylaceae
Product: P-loop containing nucleoside triphosphate hydrolase protein
Exons: 3
Coding region: 278-1237 (319 amino acids)
Biological process (GO): regulation of exit from mitosis
Cellular component (GO): spindle pole body
Molecular function (GO): GTPase activity; GTP binding
Source: RefSeq, a predicted model, not a curated record